Fusarium redolens is the source of this 993-nucleotide messenger RNA. RefSeq lists its product as uncharacterized. Gene Ontology annotation, molecular function: long-chain fatty acid-CoA ligase activity. NCBI's taxonomy places the organism in Eukaryota, Fungi, Ascomycota, Sordariomycetes, Hypocreales, Nectriaceae. The coding region runs from base 359 to 685 and encodes 108 amino acids. The transcript has 2 exons. Gene Ontology annotation, biological process: long-chain fatty acid metabolic process. The record is from RefSeq and is a predicted model, not a curated record. Gene Ontology annotation, cellular component: membrane; endoplasmic reticulum.
GACACCAAUUUACAAUGGAGCCAAUGUUCCUCGGAUAUUGGUGUCGUGGCGGGCCCACUCAUCAUUCUGCCACCGAGGAAAUUCUACACCCAGUUUAGAGUGAAGAGAAUAAUUGGUUAUGCUUUGUCAACCCCUCUUGACAAGGCGAGAGUUGAGUAGUCUACUCUUAGUUACUAUUAUCCGAUGGCUCUCUGUUCGGAGUUGUUGCUUUGUUUGCCAAAGCAUUGUCCAAAAGUAACCAGGUCCGAGACAAACGAUAAAAUAGUGUCCACGAAUCAACUACACAUCUGGCACGACCGGGAAUCCAAAUGGAGUGGUGCUGACACAUUGGAAUGCUGUUGCGUCGAUUAGUUGUGCGAUGCUCGUGACAAAGCACGGAGCCAACGAUGUCAUCUGUUCGUUUCUCCCUCUUGCACACAUCUAUCAGUAUGUCACAGAGCACGCAGCUCUCUGGUCUGGAAAUGCGACUGGUUACUCUCAUGGAGACAUUUCAGCACUUAUUGAGGACAUCAAAUUGUUGCCACCAACAGCUUUCACAGCUGUUCCGAGGCUUUACAAUCGUUUUGGUACCGCGAUCAAAGCGGCAACUGUGGAUAAACUAGGGGUGACUGGAGUCUUUGCUGUGUCGUGUGGUUUCUAUAAAAGUUCGAAAAAUCUCACAGAACUCCUCAACCGCUACCAAUAAGCAUUCUCUAUAAGAUCGUCUCUGGUCCAGGAAAAUAUCAUCGCAAUUCGGGUUCGACCGCUACACCUACAUUAAAACUGAAGCGUACGCAGAUUGCUCGUAAUUACAGGGUAUUAUUGAUGAGUUAUAUGAGCGGAUAAAUGAGCAAGAGAGUCGUGAGGAGAAGGGCAAGUAGCGACUUCGGACUCUAAACUUUUAUCGGAAAUCGACGUGUACAUAAACGCUACGUUGGUUCGGAGCCUAAUGUGCUCAUGGGUCCUAGCCACCAAAGCAAUCAUAUGCAUAGAACAGCCUAGUAUGCAAUUGAC